AUGGGCCACGCGGCGUUUCAGCUGGUUCGCGCCGUAACCCUAACGGACACCUCUGGCAGCUCUCGCUCUUUUCCCAGUCCACCUAGCAGCACCGCUCUCAGCCGCUUCCUCGGGCCCGCGGCUGCGACGGCGACGGCGAGUUCGAGUCGCAUUCUCUGCUGCACGCAAUGGCGCUCCUCCAUUCUCAUUGGCUGCAGCGACGGCGCGCUCUUAGAGUACCGCCCGGCAGGAGCGGCAGCAUCCGCAGCAGCGGACCAAUCAGCGCCUUCCGCGCCGCGUGUCGCGGCCGGCGGCGGCGGCGGCUAUGUUCUGUUCGCGAAGAAGGACGGUUUCGCGCCGUCCGCCAUUCUGCGACUCGAGAUCGCGCUGCCGACAGCAGCUGCGCCUGAUAGUUCCGCCGCCCCCGCCGCUUCCGCCGUUUCCGCCGCUUCCGCCGCGUCCGGCGCUUCCGGGGCGGCGGGCGUGCUGAUCGCGCCGCCGACAGCUACUGCUGCUGCUGCUGCUGCUCACGCGGGCGUGCUGAUUGCGCUGGCGGACUGCGUGAGGCUGGCGGCGCUGCCGUCCUUGGAGCCGCUGACGUGUCUCCCGCGCACAGCUGGCGCCACGUCACUGGCGUGGGACGCGGAGGGCGGCAUGCUGUGCGUGGCCAUCAAGCGGAGAGUGCUCGUGCUGCGGUUCGACGGCCGCUCAAGCUUCAAGGAGGAGCGCGAGUUCACCUGCCCAGACGCCCCUCGCCUGCUCGCGCUCCCCUCGCCCAACACCCUCUGCGCCGCCACGCCCACCAAGUACCUUCUGCACCACAUUCCACCGCCCGGCACCGCUGGCAGCGGUGGCUCGUGGCGGGACAUGCUGCCGUGCGGGCAGGUGGCGCCUCCCAGCGUGGUGAAGCUGCCACGAGGGGAGAUGCUGGUGGGAAAGGUGGCGCCUCCCAGUGUGGUGAAGCUGCCGUGGGGAGAUGUUAGUCGGCAAGAUCUGAUCGCCAGCAUGUGCCACUUCCUCGCCGCAUCGGUGAGCGCCAUUUGUUUGACCCGUGUUGCUUGCACAUGUCCUUCCACCAUCCCGCCACCUCAACACCUUACUCCUUCUUCCCGCCCCUCCUUUACAGCACCCUCUUUAAUCUUCCAACCCAACAUUCCUUGUUGGUUCGGUGGCGCCUCCCAGUUUUGUGAAGCUGUCCUGUGGGAGAUGCUAGUGGGCAAGGACAGCAUAGGGCUCUUCCUUGACGCCGCUGGUCGCCCCCUUCGCUCCCACGGCAUCAACUGGUCGCGCCCACCCUCCCACGUGGCUGUCAUGCCGCCCUACGCCCUCGCCAAGCUGCCCAACUACAUUGAGGUGCGCUCCCUGCUACCGGGCCAUGCCUUGGUGCAAACCAUCCCCCUGCGGGAGCAAUCAGCGCUCUGGACUCCUCCCACUCUCCCCACCAGUACUGGCGCCGUUGACAGCAGCAGCAGCAGGGCAGCAGGGCGGUCACCCCGGGGUGUGUUUGCAGUGGCGGAGGAGAGUGUGUACAUCGUCGCUCCUGUCUCCCUUGCUGCCCAGAUUGAUCAGCUUGUGAGUGAAGGGCUGUUUGAAGAGGCGCUCUCUCUCUGUGAGGGGCUGGAGGAUGGGGAGGGGGAGGAGGAAGGGGCGCAAGAGGGGGUCGAGGAGGGGAGUGGCCAGCCAAGGAGGCGCAUGGACCUGGUUCGACUACGGUGA
Molecule: messenger RNA, 1695 nt
Organism: Closterium sp. Yama58-4
Lineage: Eukaryota; Viridiplantae; Streptophyta; Zygnematophyceae; Desmidiales; Closteriaceae
Source: the annotation of a GenBank genome assembly